GCGACCUUCAAGGGCUGGAUGGACAUCAUGUACGCAGCAGUAGAUUCCAGGAAGCAAGAAGAGCAACCCAAGUAUGAGGACAACAUUUACAUGUACAUAUAUUUUGUUAUCUUCAUUAUCUUCGGCUCCUUUUUCACCCUGAACUUGUUCAUUGGUGUCAUCAUUGACAACUUCAAUCAACAAAAGAAAAAGUUUGGAGGUCAGGAUAUUUUCAUGACAGAAGAACAAAAGAAGUACUAUAAUGCCAUGAAGAAACUAGGUUCAAAGAAGCCUCAAAAACCUAUUCCCCGACCUCUGAACCGCAUUCAAGGAGCCGUCUUCGACUUUGUCACUCAGCAAGCCUUCGAUAUAGUCAUCAUGAUGCUCAUCUGCCUCAACAUGGUGACCAUGAUGGUGGAGACAGACACGCAGAGCAAGCAGAUGGAGGACAUCCUUUACUGGAUCAACCUGGUCUUUGUCAUCUUCUUCACCUGCGAGUGUGUGCUCAAGAUGUUCGCCUUGCGGCACUAUUAUUUCACCAUCGGGUGGAACAUUUUUGACUUCGUGGUUGUGAUUCUGUCCAUCGUGGGAAUGUUCCUGGCUGAAAUCAUUGAGAAGUACUUUGUGUCGCCCACUCUCUUCCGAGUCAUCCGACUGGCUCGCAUCGGACGUAUCCUGCGUUUGAUCAAAGGAGCCAAAGGAAUCCGCACCUUGCUUUUUGCCUUAAUGAUGUCCUUGCCUGCCUUGUUCAACAUCGGCCUCUUGCUCUUCUUGGUCAUGUUCAUCUUCUCCAUCUUUGGCAUGUCAAACUUUGCCUACGUCAAGCAUGAGGCUGGCAUAGAUGAUAUGUUCAACUUUGAGACCUUUGGCAACAGCAUGAUCUGCUUGUUCCAGAUCACCACGUCAGCUGGUUGGGAUGGCCUGCUGCUGCCGAUCCUAAACCGGCCUCCAGACUGCGACCUGGACAAGGAGCACCCCGGGAGCGGGUUUAAGGGGGAUUGUGGGAACCCUUCGGUGGGGAUAUUUUUCUUUGUGAGUUACAUCAUCAUCUCCUUCCUCAUCGUGGUCAACAUGUACAUUGCCAUCAUCCUGGAGAACUUCAGCGUGGCGACGGAGGAGAGCGCUGAUCCACUCAGCGAGGACGACUUUGAGACCUUCUACGAGAUCUGGGAGAAAUUCGACCCGGAUGCCACGCAGUUCAUAGAGUACAGCAAGCUCGCGGACUUCGCUGAUGCUUUGGAACAUCCUCUCCGCGUCCCAAAACCCAACACCAUUGAACUCAUUGCCAUGGACCUGCCUAUGGUGAGCGGAGACAGGAUCCAUUGCCUAGACAUCCUGUUUGCCUUCACCAAACGUGUCCUGGGGGACAGUGGGGAGCUGGAUAUACUGAGGCAACAGAUGGAGGAAAGAUUUGUGGCAUCCAACCCUUCCAAAGUGUCUUAUGAGCCUAUCACAACCACGCUCCGGCGUAAGCAGGAAGAGGUUUCAGCGGUGGUUAUCCAGAGGGCUUACAGGGCUCGUUUAGCAAGACGGGGCUUUAUUAGCCGAAGGCCUGUCUCCACAAAACUGGAAAACGGAGGAGCAAACAGGGAGAAAAAAGAAGGCACCCCGUCCACCGCGUCUCUCCCGUCGUAUGACAGCGUCACCAAACCCGAGAAGGAGAAACAGCAGCGGGCGGAGGAAGGAAGACGGGAAAGAGCCAAAAGACCAAAAGACGUCAGGGAAUCCAAGUGUUGAGGCGAAGUAAUGGGUUUGUACAGAUUUCAAAUAAUUUGCAAG
Molecule: messenger RNA, 1758 nt
Organism: Eurypyga helias (sunbittern)
Lineage: Eukaryota; Metazoa; Chordata; Aves; Eurypygiformes; Eurypygidae
Product: sodium channel protein type 8 subunit alpha-like
Exons: 5
Biological process (GO): membrane depolarization during action potential; sodium ion transmembrane transport; neuronal action potential
Cellular component (GO): voltage-gated sodium channel complex; plasma membrane; axon
Molecular function (GO): voltage-gated sodium channel activity; protein binding
Source: RefSeq, a predicted model, not a curated record